Molecule: messenger RNA, 7771 nt
Organism: Oreochromis aureus
Lineage: Eukaryota; Metazoa; Chordata; Actinopteri; Cichliformes; Cichlidae
Gene: abca7
Product: ATP-binding cassette, sub-family A (ABC1), member 7
Exons: 48
Coding region: 144-7238 (2364 amino acids)
Biological process (GO): lipid transport; transmembrane transport
Cellular component (GO): intracellular membrane-bounded organelle; membrane
Molecular function (GO): ATP binding; lipid carrier activity; ATP hydrolysis activity
Source: RefSeq, a predicted model, not a curated record
CGCUGCUUACAGCUGCUAUCACAAACACUGGGAAGUCACUGUCAAGCUGUCGGCCGCUGGUGUAUAGGAAACGCGAAGAGGAGCUUUAAAAUCAGCUUUAUUACACAGAGGAUCACGUCAUGGUCAGGUAGCUGCUGAGAGCAAUGGGGUUUUUCAGACAACUGUUCCUCCUGCUCUGGAAGAACAUCACGUACCGCAGAAGGAACAAGAUCCAGCUGAUUAUCGAGCUCCUCUGGCCGCUCUUCCUCUUCGUCAUCCUUAUCUCUGUCCGUCAUUCGCACCCUCCUUACAAACAGAGCCAAUGUCACUUUCCAAACAAAGCGCUGCCAUCAGCAGGGACCUUGCCCUGGAUUCAGGGCAUUAUCUGCAACAUCAACAACCCUUGCUUCCACAGCCAGACACCAGGGGAGACACCCGGCCAAGUCGGCAACUUUAACAACUCCAUACUGUCUCGGCUUCUAGUGGACGUCCAGGCCGUUCUGGCCUACAGUGGUAAUCAGAGCUUCGCCGGCUUUCAGAAGCUAAUGGAGAGCGUCCGGAAGCUGGGACAAAGAAAUGGAGCUCUGCCAAAUCUCCCAGUAAAACAAUACCUGAGACCCAAUGAGACAUUUUCCACCUUCCUCCUGACCAAUGCCAGCAUGUCACCUGUGACUGUGGACACACUGCUAAAUGCUAGACUUAAUUUUCAGACUACACUGGCUGUAGCGGAGAUGCAGCUAAAGGACAUGGUGUGUAAUAGGAGCGUCCUAGAACAGCUGCUGACGGUGGACGGAGGAGAAGCCGCCAUGACUGAUCUUCAGACCCAGAUGUGUGACUUACCAGCUGAUGUGCUGCAGGAGACCGAGCGCCUUUUCCUGUCUCAGCUCGACUUGACCAAGUUCUUCACGAGAGACCGUCUAAUGGCCAACGCUGGAGAACUCAGGGUCAUCAGUCAGGCUGUCACCUCAGUUUCCCAGGAGCUCACUGCCCUCCUGGAUGAUAUCUCCUCCCUCUCCAGUUUUGCAGACAUGAGCGCGGCUCUUCGUGUCCUGUCUCCAGAAAAUCGCACAGCGAUGCCCAGAGAAAGUUUCAGAGCUUUUUCGAAGAUCGUGUGCGGUCACCAUGAACUUGACGGUGAACGCAUCCCGUCCCUUAACUGGUAUGAAGACAAUGACAUCAAGUCCUUUUUGGGCAAAAAUGGCACAGAGGACGUGAAUGUGGAACACAACAACAAUACAACUCCCUUCUGUAAAAAUCUGAUCCAGGCGCUGGAGUCCAACCCUCUGUCUCGCAUUGUGUGGCGAGGAAUCAAACCUUUGUUCAUAGGAAAACUCCUCUACACACCCAACACUCCCGCAGUCCAGCAAGUUAUGAAAGAGGUGAACAAAACAUUUGAAGACCUGCAGAUUAUCCAGGAGCUAAAUGAAGCCUGGCUUGAGGUGGGACCACAAAUCAAGAGCUACAUGGAGACCAGUGUGGAGGUUAAGAUGCUACAGGAUUUGUUAAGGCAGCCAGAGAUUGCAGUACUGGUUAACCUGCGUUUGGAAGACACGCCCUGGACAGCUUCACGCAUCGCACGCUUCCUGUCGACACCCUCUCCAGAUAUCCCACGGAGGCCUGGAGCACCGCUGACCUGGCUGGACAUCUACAAUGACAUAAACCAAACUAUCUCCACUCUUGCACAAGUCACAGAGUGCUUCUCUCUGAACAAACUGGAGGGGCUGGAAACUGAGGGUCAGCUGAUUGAAAGAGCGCUGGAGCUACUAGAGGACAGGCAGUUCUGGGCAGGUGUGGUUUUCCUGCUGCCCAACACUUCCUCGUCUGAGCUGCCCCCACAUGUCACCUACAAGAUCCGAAUGGACAUUGAUGAUGUAACCCGCACCAACAAGCUCAAAGACCGGUUUUGGGAUCCGGGUCCAGCUGCUGACCCCUUCAGUGACAUGCGUUAUAUUUGGGGUGGUUUCGUGUAUGUUCAAGACCUGGUGGAGAGAGCGGUGAGCCGAGUGCUCACCGGAGUUCGACAGACUACCGGCAUCUACGUCCAGCAGAUGCCAUACCCCUGCUAUGUGGACGAUGUUUUUCUUCGAGUGCUGAACCGCUCUCUGCCGCUCUUCAUGACACUGGCGUGGAUCUACUCUGUGGCCAUGAUCAUCAAAGGUGUGGUGUACGAGAAGGAGGCGAGGCUGAAGGAAACCAUGAGGAUCAUGGGUCUAGGAACUGGGACACUUUGGUUCAGCUGGUUCAUCAGCAGCAUAGUGCCAUUCCUGGUUUCUGCAGCACUGCUCAUCGCUCUGCUCAAGUGGGGCGACAUCUUGCCGUACAGCAACCCAGCCGUUAUUUUUUUCUUCCUCACAGCUUUUGCCACUGCCACCAUCAUGCAGUGUUUCCUCAUCAGCACCUUCUUUUCAAAGGCCAACCUGUCAGCUGCCUGCGGGGGACUCAUCUACUUCGGACUCUACCUGCCUUAUGUCCUGUGUGUCGCCUGGAGAGACCACCUCAACAGCACACACCGAAUCUUAGCUAGUUUCCUUUCUCCUGUAGCCUUUGGCUUUGGCUGCGAGUAUUUCUCUCAGUAUGAAGAGCAAGGCGUGGGCAUUCAGUGGUACAACCUGCACUCCAGCCCUGUGGAAGGAGACCGAUACAGCUUCACUGUCUCCAUAGUUAUGCUGUAUGUGGAUGCCUUCAUCUAUGCCAUCGCUGCCUGGUACAUCGAAGCAGUGUUUCCUGGUGAGUAUGGGAUCCCCAGGCCAUGGUACUUCAUCUUUCAGCUCAACUACUGGGGAGGUGUUCCCCUUGAAGCAGGCAUGCCGAUCCCCCCUGCACCUACAGAACAAAAUGAAGAUCACAUUGAACCAGAACCCAGUAACAUGAUUCUGGGCGUAAGCAUCAGAAAUCUGGUGAAAAUCUACAAGAAGGGGGGGAAACUGGCCGUAAACCACCUGAACCUGAAGUUCUAUGAGGGGCAGAUCACUUCUUUCCUGGGCCACAAUGGAGCCGGCAAAACCACCACCAUAUCUGUCCUGACCGGUCUGUUCCCACCCACCUCUGGGACCGUGUACAUCAAAGGGAUGGACAUCCGCCAUGACAUGGACCUCAUCAGGAGGACGCUGGGAGUUUGUCCCCAGCACAACGUCCUGUUUGACAUGCUGACGGUAGAGGAGCAUGUGUGGUUUUAUGGCUGUAUGAAGGGUUUGUCCGAAGCAGAGGUGAAGGCGGAGCUGGACACUUUGCUGGAGGAUGUCGGCCUCCUGCACAAGCGACACGAACAGACCAAAAACCUCUCAGGCGGCAUGCAGAGGAAGCUGUCCGUGGCGAUAGCGUUUGUCGGAGGCUCAAAGGUGGUCGUCCUGGAUGAACCUACAGCUGGGGUUGACCCGUACUCCCGCAGAGGGAUCUGGGACCUGCUGCUCAAAUACCGCAAAGACCGGACCAUCAUCCUGUCCACCCACUACAUGGACGAGGCAGAGUUGUUAGGUGACCGGAUCGCCAUCAUCUCUCAGGGGAAGCUGUGCUGCUGUGGCUCACCGCUCUUCCUUAAAUCCCAGCUGGGGUCUGGCUACUACCUCACUGUGGUGAAGAGGGAAGGACUGGACACCAGCACUCCCAGUAAUUUCAGUAUUUCCACCAGUGCCAGCUCCAACAAGCUCCCUCCUCUCAUCAAGGACAGCGACUCGUCACUGAGUGAAGACACCGGGCUGGGAAGUGAGGAUAGCAGCUCAUAUUUGGCAGCUUUGCUGUCACUGGUUCAACACCACAUCCCUGGUGCCAGACUGGUGCAGGAGUCUAGACGUGAGGCGGUGAUCAACCUGCCACAGACGGCCGCCAAAGACAGCGGCCUGGCCAUCCUACUGAUCGCACUGGACCAGAGACUGACUGAACUGGGAAUCAGCAGCUACGGGCUGUCAGACAGCACGCUGGAGGAGAUCUUUCUGCGGGUGGCAGAGGAGACAGGUGUGGACACUGAAGCAGAGGUGCAGCCUGAAUUACCCCACAGCCAGCAGCCGUCAGGACAGGGAACUGAUGGCCAUCCUCUAGACGAAGCAGAAACAGAACCUCAGGAGACAGACCUGCUGAAUGGCGAUGGCCACGGUGGGGUGCCUGCAACCGGCUGGUGGCUGACAUGGCAGCAGCUGAGAGCGCUCUUCAUCAAACGCUGGCUUUACGCUCGGAGGAGCCGUCGGGGAAUCUUUGCCCAGAUCGUUCUCCCUGCUGUAUUUGUGCUGAUCGCCCUGCUCUUCAGCCUUAUUGUUCCUCCUUUUGGGAAGUACCCUGCCCUGCAGUUGCAUCCCUGGAUGUACGGCGAGCAGUACACCUUCUUCAGCAACGAUGAUCCUGGAAACCCAGCAAUGGAGAAUCUGCUUGAAGCUCUCCUUGACCAGCCUGGAUUUGGUACCAAGUGCAUGGAAAAGGAGGACAACAUGACGGAUCCUCAGUGUGAAGCUGGGCGGGGGUGUUUAUUCAUGAGGCCACAGUUAUCUUACUCUACCUGGGACAUGUUCAGCAGAGGCAACUGGAGCAGAGACAGACCCUCACCUGAAUGUCAGUGCAGCACAGAAGACGUCUACCGAAUGCUCCCCGAGUGUCCUGAGGGUGCUGGAGGGCUUCCGCCUCCACAGAUUAAAAGGCCGACUGGAGACAUCCUGCAAAAUCUGACAAGUUAUAACAUCUCAGAUUACCUGGUGAAGACCUACUCUCAAAUCCUUAAGAAAAGCCUAAAAACCAAGAAGUGGGUGAAUGAAUUCAGAUAUGGAGGCUUCUCCCUCGGAGGUAGAGCUGUAUCUCAAACCCAAUAUCUCCAAGACUCGGUCAUGGCCAUCAGGACUCGUUUCCGAGUCCCACAGAACAGUUCACUGGGAAACCUGCUGCACAGACUCCCAGAGGUCUUAGGAGGGCUGAACAGUGAAAACAAUGUGAAGGUGUGGUACAACAACAAAGGCUGGCACGCCAUGGUGUCAUUUGUCAAUGUGAUGAACAACGGCCUGCUGAGAGUGAGUCUGCCACCAGGUCCUGAGAGGAGGAAGCACGGCAUCACUGCCUACAAUCACCCACUCAACCUCACCAAGGAGCAGCUCACCGAAGUAGCCAUGAUGACUACAUCGGUGGAUGUCCUGGUUUCCAUCUGUGUGAUCUUUGCCAUGUCCUUCGUGCCAGCCAGUUUCGUCCUUUUUCUGAUCGAGGAGCGAGUCAGCAAAGCCAAACACCUGCAGUUUGUCAGCGGGGUCAAACCGAUUCUCUACUGGCUGGCCAAUUUUACUUGGGACAUGUUAAACUACACCAUUCCUGCUAUCAUGGUGGUGCUGAUUUUCAUCAGUUUCCAGCAGCAGUCAUACGUUUCUGAGACCAACCUGCCCGCUCUUAUCCUGCUCCUCCUGUUCUACGGGUGGUCCAUAACCCCUCUUAUGUACCCAGCAUCCUUUGUGUUCACUGUCCCAAGCACAGCUUAUGUAUUUUUGACCUCCAUCAACCUCUUCAUUGGAAUCAACGGCAGCAUCGCCACCUUCGUCCUGGAGCUGUUUGUAGAUGAGUAUCUGAACGAGGUGAACAGAAUCCUGAAGAAGGUGUUUUUAAUCUUCCCUCAUUUCUGUUUGGGACGAGGACUUAUCGACAUGGCCAAAAACCAGGCCAUGGUGGAUGCCUUCAAAAGACUGGGUACCAAACCAAGCCUGGACCCCCUUCAGUGGGACUUUGUAGGAAAGAACCUUUUUGCAAUGGCAGUAGAAGGUGUUGUCUUCUUCAUCUUUACCAUACUCCUUCAGUACAAAUUCUUCAUCCGCUACAGGCCUUGGUGGACUAAGCCUGAGUUGCCUCCUCUUGGUCCAGAGGAUGAGGAUGUUGCGAGAGAGAGAGAGAGGGUCAAAAGUGGGAAAGCACACUCAGACAUCCUCACCAUGAUCGACCUGAGCAAGGUUUAUAAAGCCGGCAGAAAACCAGCCGUAGACCGUCUUUGCCUCGGGAUUCCUCGCAGCGAGUGUUUUGGGCUGCUUGGGGUCAACGGAGCUGGGAAGACUUCAACAUUUCGGAUGCUGACUGGAGAUACACCUGUCACUCAUGGAGAGGCUUUCCUCAGCCAGCACAGUGUGCUGACAGAAAUGGAGCGGGUCCACCAGCUGAUGGGUUACUGCCCACAGUUCGAUGCCAUCAGUGACCUGCUCACAGGUCGGGAACAUCUGGAGCUGUACGCCCGUCUGCGGGGGGUGCCAGAGGAGUUCGUCUCUAAGGUGGCGCAGUGGGGUGUGAAGAAGCUGGGGCUUACUCAGUAUGCAGAUCAGGAGGCUGGAGGCUACAGCGGGGGCAACAAGAGGAAACUCUCCACAGCCAUCUCCCUCAUCGGGUCUCCACCUGUCAUAUUCCUGGAUGAGCCCACCACUGGCAUGGACCCAAAAGCCAAAAGAUUUUUGUGGAACUGCAUCCUCAGUGUCACCAAAGAGGGAAGAGCUGUAGUGCUAACCUCACACAGCAUGGAGGAGUGCGAGGCACUUUGCACCAGGAUGGCCAUCAUGGUCAACGGCAGGUUUCGGUGUCUUGGGUCUGUGCAGCACCUGAAGAACAGGUUCGGUAAUGGAUACACCAUCAUCCUUCGUUUGGCAGACACCAAAUCGGACCCUGACUCAUGUCCCGUCAGCGCCUACAUGAAGGAGUGUUUUCCCAAUAUUGAGCUGAAGGAGCGGCACCAGAAUGUGCUGCAGUACCAGCUACCGUCGCACGCCUGCUGCCUCGCUCGCGUCUUCGACGUGCUGGCAAACAACUACGAGGAGCUGGACAUCGUUGAUUUCUCCAUUUCACAGACCACGCUGGACCAGGUAUUUGUCAACUUUGCCAAGGAUCAGACUGAUGACGACUGCCUCACAGAUGUGGUCGUCAGCAACGGGACAGUACAGCCAAACGCACCCGAGCACAGAGUUAAUCCUCCUGUCAAUAAACCACAACCACCAAUCGUUCCUCCUCAACCAAGCAAAAGUCCACACCUGCCUGGGAAAUCAUCUGACAGCAAGUCAAAGGCGGGUAAGCCGAAAAAAGAAAAAUCUAGCAAAGGCAAAUCUGGCUCUGCAGCAAUGCGCGCAAUACCACAGCCAGAGGAAAUGGCCCGGGAGGUGGCUAAUGUGAGCCGCAGGGCCAGCACUGAAUCAGACGGCAGUAACAGCGGUGUUCAGGGAGAAUCAGGCAAAUCUCGUGGGUCGAAACGCAAAGCAGAGAGUUCCAGCAAAGAUCCCUCUGUUCUCUUUAUAGUCGGCGGCAACUCAGAGGAGAGCACGCUAUGAAGCGGACUGGCACUAAACGAGCGGACCAAAGACAAACAAAAGCUUCAUCUUCCCCUCUGUAUCAUCAUUUGAAUGCUGCAAAGUCUUCACAGGGACAUGAACAAACAAGCAUUUUAAAGUCCAUCAGUAAGAAAACGGCAGUGGACUGAAAUGUUACUGUCUGAGAAAAACAGAGUAGAAGCUUUAAAAGAAACAACCGAAGGUCCUUUGUGGUAAUGACUUCGGUGCCUUGCUCAGCUCUUUCAUCUAUAACUCUUUACCCUCCACAGCGAGUAAAAUAAGUAUAGAAAGCAUCAGUUUUAUAAGCAAAUAAAUUUCUAAAGGUGCGGCUCAAAUCCUCACCAGAUGACAGUAAAACUAUACCAUACCAUAUCAAACAAUAGAUGUCCACAAAUUAUGUUUUGUGUGAUAAUGAGAAAUUACACAGAGGAAAAAGUGCUGAACACGGUUACUGAAAUGGAUUUAAUACUUUGUUAAAAAAGGAUGCAUAUAGGCCAUCAUGGAUGAGUGCAUCCACAUUGUACCUGCUGAUU